This is a messenger RNA of Salvia splendens (bonfire salvia), 783 nucleotides long. Its product is annotated as spore wall protein 2-like. Bases 1 to 783 code for a protein of 260 amino acids. The transcript has 2 exons. The record is from RefSeq and is a predicted model, not a curated record. NCBI's taxonomy places the organism in Eukaryota, Viridiplantae, Streptophyta, Magnoliopsida, Lamiales, Lamiaceae.
AUGGAUCACUGCAAGCGCUUGGGAAGGGGAGACAACCACAACCCCACCUCAGAUGACUUCCCUACAGCCUCCUAUCUGCGACACAUCCACAACCCAUACCGUGCCUACAGAAAAGGGGGACACCCAACAACCAACAAUGGCCCUGUGACCCCAGUUGCAGAGCUUUCUUCCCCAUUGACGCACGCCGAUUCCCAGGCGAAGACAUCUGUCCCAGCUCCAGAUUUGAUACAUGCAGAGGAAGCAGGAGACCAAAAGGAGGAAGAAAGAGAAGAGUUCGAUGAUGAGGGGAAUCAGGAGGUCGAAGGUGAAUCAGAAGAGGAAGGAGAUGAUCACGCAGAGGGUGAGGAAUUAGAGGAAGGUGAGAACGAAUGGGGUAAUAAUUCUGCUGGGGAGAGUGAUGAGGGAGCAGGGACCGUCAGUGAAGGUGAGGAUGAAAGUGAGGGAGUAGCUGGGGAAGAAAUCGAAGAAGGGGAUAAAGAUGAGGAAGUGGGAUCAGAGGACGUUAGUAAGGAUGCCCUAAUGAGAACAGGUAAGAAUGGAAGCGAGGAAGUGAAUGAGGAGCCGGAGAGUGAGGAGACGCCGGUGGACGAAAGGACAACAAGAAGAGCAACACACCGAAGUCGGCAAGUAGAGGAGUUAGUCACGGCCACGGGGCUGAGAAAAUUGAAGUUUGACCCCUCGGAGGGUGAGGACGUGACAGAGGAAGAUACGGAAGAGCGUUAUGCUACCGAGCGUAAACGCAACCGGAAAAAUCCACGGUUAAGAAACCGAAGAGCGUCGUGA